AUGUCCCUGGUCUUCUUCAUCACGGGAGCCUCAUCAGUCUUCGGCACCGAGCUCGCACUCAAGGCCUUUGACCAAGGCCACAAAGUCAUCGCUACUGUUCGCAACCGCCAACGAGCUCAUGGCGCGGUCAGCAAGAUUGAGAAACAGGGAGGCCACGUCCUCGAGCUCGACGUGACAAACGCUCCAGCUUGCUUCUCUGUUUGGAAAGAAGCCCAAGCGAUCCAUGGACACAUCGACGUUCUGAUCAACAAUGCCGGACUCGCAUACCUCGGCGCGAAUGAGGACUUCGCAGACGAGGAAGUCCACGCUCAGAUGGACGUCAAUUUCUACAGUCCCUACCGUCUCAUUCGCGCCGCGUUGCCAUUGUUCCGCCAACGCAAAAGUGGAACCAUAGUCAACAUCAGCAGUGUUGCGGGCAUUGACGAGGGGAUGUCUGAGGCUCUAGCGCGUGAUGUCGCCGAUCAUAACAUACAGGUUCUGAUCGUGGAGCCUGGUGCCUUCCGCACAAACUUUCUAGGGGCUUACAUCACCAACAACCUAGAACAUGUGGAUGAGUAUCCCGUCGUGAAGCAGGUUCUGGAGAGAUUCAAGGCUGUGGCGGGGACUCAGAAAGGCGAUCCUGCCAAGGCUGCGGAGAGGAUCGUGGAGGUUGUCAGUGGGAGCGGGCCGGCGGGGGGUUUGAAGGGUAAGUUGCUGAGACUGCCGUUGGGAAGGGAUUGUUUGGGGAGGUUUGAGGCGAAGAUUGAGAGUUUGAGGAGGGAUGUUGAGGCGGCGAGGGAGGUUGCUGGGAGUACGGAUUUUGAGGAGGUGUGA
Molecule: messenger RNA, 813 nt
Organism: Zasmidium cellare ATCC 36951
Lineage: Eukaryota; Fungi; Ascomycota; Dothideomycetes; Mycosphaerellales; Mycosphaerellaceae
Exons: 2
Coding region: 1-813 (270 amino acids)
Source: RefSeq, a predicted model, not a curated record